Messenger RNA from Hylaeus volcanicus, 2377 nucleotides. RefSeq lists its product as uncharacterized. NCBI's taxonomy places the organism in Eukaryota, Metazoa, Arthropoda, Insecta, Hymenoptera, Colletidae. The coding region runs from base 16 to 2184 and encodes 722 amino acids. The record is from RefSeq and is a predicted model, not a curated record. The transcript has 14 exons.
CUAAACGCUUUUUGUAUGCUCUUUUUUUACAAAAUUAAAGUCAGCAAAACUAUGAAUUCCAUUAUAAACAAUCCAACACAUUUACUUGGUGCGCUUGUAUCUAUUAAAUUAAAAACAGGGGAAACUUUUGUUGGAGAGUUUUUUUGUUAUGAAGUGUACCACACAAAUACUAUUGUUUUAAAAGAACAAACAGAAGCAAAUCUUGCGUCCUUUCGUAUAAUUAAAAUUUCUAAUGUACAUGACGUCACGGCCCUUGUCUUACCGCCUCACAAUGGGCAAAUAAUGCAUCCACUUCCAACCUGUAAUAAAGCGUUAUUAGAUCAAAAAGAUCAAUACGCGUUAGCGCAUUAUUCUGAUAAACGUCAUACGUUUGGAGUCAAUGUAACCCAGGAUGCUCAAGACAUUUUUGAUUUUAUUCAUAAAACGCAUCCGGAUUGCCAUUGGGGGGAUGGAAAUUCUAUUCAAGUGAUGGGUAUUAUUUUAAGACCUCCUUAUACAUCAGACACCUGUGAGGGUGAAGGGCGUGCUUUGGAUCGCAUCAAACAAGUGUUAGAUCGUUUUAAUCAACGCAAGGAAAAUUUUCGCAGCAUGGGAAAUACCGUUACCAAUUCACAAGGGAAAUCGUGGGAAUUUAUGGAUCAAAGUGACCAACUUUCAAUUGUUUCAAAUACAACCAGCAUGCCGUCCAAAAUGGGGAAAUCUGUCUUUCGCGCUGGUUCAACAAAUCAACCAUCAAUGAACUUUGCUCCAAUACCCUACAUGCCUACUGAAGAUUUAUCUACCAAUUGUCAUGCUGUAUCUUCUUAUCCGUUGUCUACUACUGGAAACCAACCUGUUAUGUUUUUAAAUCCAGCAUCCACACAGAAUAUAGAAGAAAUGAAUAUAGCAGCUACACAGCAGGGUGCCAAUGGUGUUAUGUUGAUUUUUUUGCAAAAUCCAGACGAGUGCCUCGGUGAGGCUCAGAGACCCAUGUUUUUACCUAAUCAGGUUGUACCCGACCAUCGUCAUGGGGGGAUUGAGCCGCAUGCAGUUCAUAACGUCGUUGUUUAUCCAGGAUUUAAUAAAGCAACAAAUCAAAUGCAUCCUACAUUAAAUACUGAGCCUCUGGGAUUAGAUGAAUCUGGAGAACCUUUGUCUAAUGUAAAGCAAUUUCACUCAAAGAAAAAUGUUUACGCAAGUCAACCCGUGCCUUUAAUAACAGCCGCACAAAGCACAACAACUCGCUACUAUGAUGGCGGACGUCCUAGUGUUAGUAACUCAAUACAUUUGAUACCUCCCCCAGCAACAGCAAGAGGGUCUGUAACGACUUCUGUAGAUGCUCAGAAUUCUCAUCUCUUCACUCCAGCAUCAGUUCAAAGAGAACACUCAUGCGAUUCCAAACCUAAUUUGAGUACGACACUAUCAAAAACGCAUUGCGGAAUAAGUCAAAAAAAUGGAAAUUCUCCCGUUAAUUCUUUAGCCUCCGUUAAAUGCGCAACUGAUGCACGUAGUGCAACAACAGUAUACCAACGGUCCAAUUCGAAUGUUGGGAGUAGUAAUUCCAAAUAUAAUAGUACUACGAACCCAUUACCUGUUGUAGCAGCACCUGCGGAAUCGGAUGCGCCACAAUAUUUGAAUAGUCAGGCCUCAGCCAAACCUUUAUACACUGACCAUCAAAGCACACAUGGAACGAAUAGAAACGCAACAGGAGCUACGGGAACAACACCACAAGAUACAUCCGCUCCUGUGUCUCCUUACAAUCAUGCACCUCACUCUCAACAACGUUUCACACGAGUUCCCUCAACAGGAUCAAGGCACCUCCACGACUCACAUCAUUCAGGGCGUAGUCGUUGGAAUUUCUCCAUGCGACAACAAGGAAAUAAUGUGCAUAAUUUUUCAGGUCCUUCCAGUACUUCUAAUUCUAAAAACCAUUCACAACAGCAUUUACGAGGUGGUUCUGUGUAUUCGACAUUGCCAGACGACACUCAUCGUUCAACACUUCCCCCUGAUUCGAGUUUAUCAGGCAAUUUAAAUGUAUCAGGAAAUCUCGCUUCGUCUGGAGAUCAUCAUCAUCAUCGUCAAAAUAAUAGUUCAAUUCAUUACAACCAUGCGAAUCAUUCAAAUUAUAGACCCAUCAAUGAAGGUAAAACCAAUAGAUCUCAGAGAAAUCGUGGAGGAGGAAAUCGUCGAAGAGAUGCACAAUAAUGAAAGAACUUUUUUUCGUUCUGUUUCUUGUAAUUUACCCUGCUUUCCAUUCUUUAAUAUUAUGAUUUAUUUUAUAAAAAAAAAAUUCUUCUUGCGUUUGGUCAUUUUUUAAACUGGUGAAUUGUACGAUGGUGUUAAUUUUUAUGUGAAAAAAGAACGACAUGAAAUCAAAUUAUUAUAGAUGUCAAUUCUA